CAAACACCUUGUUCUGCGUUAUGAAAUGUAGAUAAUCCAAAGUGAUAGGGAUAUUUUGAUAAGGGUAUUUCGACACACGAUGAAUUUAUUUCUUUUCUAAAUUGAUUAAUUACUAUUUCGCGCAGUAUAAACUUGUUGCAUAAUAUCUACUACAACUGUUCAUUAAAUAAUUUCUGAAUUUUUUUUCCACCUUAAUUUUAGUGCCCGAAUAUGCUAAUAUCAGAAGUAACUUAUAUUAUCGCAACAUUGCUACAUACACUGUACCAUUUUUUAUCUAAAUAGUGCGCUGUAUUGGUAUUUCUUAAUCUGGGGGUUUUUCAUUUUUUACUAAACAUUUUUAUUCGCUUAGAUAAAUCAAAAUUAAUCACAUAUCGAUUUGUGCUGUUCACAGGAACUUCGUCAGGAUGGAUCCUAUAGGAGCCAGCUGUCUGAGUUUAUUUAAACCGGCAAAGAAGAAUUGUAAUGAUGCGGUGGAGGAAAAACACAAAAAUACCAAAGAUGACGGUCUAAGAGAAAUGAUAGCAAGUUGUAAAUCUCUUAGUCAAUAUGAAGGGAAAACUUUUAAAAGUUUGUUACCACAGAUUUUAGCAUCACUAUUAGCAGCUAGUUUCCACAUAGGUAACGGAAUCUCAUUAGCUUACUCUGCUGUGUUGAUCUCACAACUAGAGCAACCUGAUAGUCCCUUUAAACCUACUAAAACGCAAAAUUCCUGGAUGGCAAGUGUUUUAAUAGUAAUAAUACCACCUGCCUCAAUAUUUAGUGGAAUUAUAAUGGAUAAUCUGGGCAGACUUAAUUGCAUAAAAAUUGCUGGGUUACCUGGAGUGGCUGGAUGGUCUCUGAUUGCUCUGGCAAACGAUGUACCCACAAUUAUUGCUGGUAGAUUGUUAGUUGGAAUUUCCUCAGCCUGGGGUACAAGUCCUGGUAUCGUCUACAUAACUGAAAUCGCAAACUCGAAUCUAAGAAUGUCACUAAUGGCAAUAGCUCCUGCGUACGUGUCGCUAGGUAUGGUCUUAACAUAUAUGCUUGGAUGGUACUUGCAUUGGCGUACCUUAGCUUGGAUCUGUAACGUGUUCAUCAUCGUUCCUUGCUUAGUCUGUAUUAUUAUCCAUGAGAGCCCAUCAUGGCUGAUUCUUAAAGGAAAAUAUGAUCAAGCUAAGAAAAGCUUAAACUGGAUCCACAAGUAUCAAAAAAAGCCUGGUGAGCAAGAGACCUAUGCAGAUUUGCAAUAUAAAAUUCUUCAAGAAGAGCAAGAAAAGAAGAAAAUUGAAUUAGCAAAACAAAAAAGUCAGAAAGGAAUAAGAUUUAUUAUGCAGGAGUUCUUAAAACCCACGGGUUGGAAGCCUUUGCUGAUAUUAACUGGGUUGUUCUUCUUCCAACAUUUCUCAGGAAUUUAUAUUACGAUGUUCUACAGUAUUAGUUUUAUACAGGAAGCUGGUAGCAGUAUUGACGGUUACCUGGCAUCCAUAAUGAUAGGCAUUGUGCGUUUGAUAAUGUCUGUGGCGAGCAUUUACAUACUUAAGGGCUUUAGAAGAAGAUCCUUAAUUUUUAUUAGUUGUUCUCUUAUGGCUAGUUGCAUGUUUGUUGCUGGUUUAUGGACCAGAUGGAUACAAGAAGGAAGUACUGAAAUGCGAUGGGUUCCCGUAGCAGCCCUACUGUUUUAUGUAGUAGCCUCAACCCUGGGACUUCUACCGAUUCCCAACAUGAUGAUUGCUGAGCUGUUCCCCUUGGAAAUUCGUGGAAUCGGAUACUCCGUCAGUUACAGUUUAUGCUGCGUACUCAUGUUUGUUGCUUUACAAAGUUACUACAACAUGAAUGAGUUGUUUAACGGCUCCAGCAAUUUACAAUGGUUCUUUGGCAUUGUUUGCCUGGGUGGAGCGGUAUAUUCUUAUAUAUUUUUGCCAGAAACGUUUAAAUUAAAGCUAGAAGAUAUUACUGAGUAUUUUAAAACGAGGUUUGUCUAUAUCGGACAUAAUCGUAAGAAAUUGACUAAAGAUGAAGCAGAUGAGAAAAUGUUAAAAGAGAAUAAUGUGAAUAAUAAUGAAAAUCUGCAUGAGACUGUUUAAUUUAAUUGUAUACCCGUUAGCUCGUAAGGUGAAGUAAUUUUUAUCAUGUGUCAUAUUAUGUAUAUUAUUUUUCUAUUUAUUCUUAGUUGUUCCUUUAAGUUGCCGUACUUAAAAAAAAUAAGUACUUGAAUAAAUAUAUUAUCAAAAAAUUGCA
This is a messenger RNA of Anthonomus grandis grandis, 2217 nucleotides long. Its product is annotated as facilitated trehalose transporter Tret1-like. Gene Ontology annotation, molecular function: transmembrane transporter activity. Gene Ontology annotation, cellular component: membrane. The coding region runs from base 405 to 2063 and encodes 552 amino acids. Lineage: Eukaryota; Metazoa; Arthropoda; Insecta; Coleoptera; Curculionidae. The record is from RefSeq and is a predicted model, not a curated record. The transcript is spliced from 10 exons. Gene Ontology annotation, biological process: transmembrane transport.